ACGAAGACGGUGAAUUAGACUUUGACAACGAUGAGGAGGAAGUUAUUGCUGAAGAAGACGACGCCGAUUUCAAUUUUACGGACGUGGUUGCCGAAAAAGAUCGUAAAAAAAGUUACGAAGUGGAAUUCAAAGUUCACUCUGUUCAAGGUAUUGUCAAGAACCAAGACGAAGAAGUUACUCAUGUGUCUAAUAUUCUUGGUAUCCAAAAGCAACAUGCUGCGACAUUACUUCGUCAUUUUUGUUGGAAUAAAGAAAGACUUAUCGAGAGAUAUAUGGAUGAUCCAAAAGAUGUCCUGCAUAAAGCUGGUGUCAUAACUGAUGAUUCUAUGAUUCCAAAGUUCGUAAAGGUUCCAGGUUUUGUAUGUGAAAUUUGCUGCGAUGAUGAAGGUAUAGAAACUUUGGCUCUGUCAUGUGGUCAUCGAUUUUGUCGAAGUUGUUACGAACAUUACUUGACACAAAAGAUCAAGGAGGAAGGUGAAAGUCGUAGGAUAUCGUGUAUGGCCAAUGGUUGUAAUGUUAUCGUGGAUGAAAAAACGGUUGAAUUAGCAGUUAACAAUGAAAUACACGAAAGAUAUCGUACAUUACUAAAUCGAACAUACGUAGAUGAUAACGAAUCUUUAAGAUGGUGCCCUGCUCCUAGCUGUGAAUAUGCGAUCGAAUGCCAUGUACCACAAGCUUCUCUCACAAGUAUUGUACCAACAGUCGAAUGUUCAUGUAGUCACCGAUUCUGCUUCGGUUGCAGUUUACCUGAUCAUCAACCAUCGAUUUGUACGCUUGUUAAAAGAUGGAUCAAAAAAUGUGAGGAUGAUUCAGAAACAGCUAAUUGGAUCUCUGCACAUACAAAAGAAUGUGGGAAAUGUCAUUCUACCAUUGAAAAAAAUGGUGGAUGUAACCAUAUGACCUGUCGCAAAUGUAAGUACGAAUUUUGCUGGGUCUGUAUGGGACCAUGGUCAGAACAUGGUACCAGUUGGUAUAAUUGUAAUCGUUAUGAUGAAAGGAGUAGUCAGGAUGCUAGAGAUCAGCAAGCAAAAUCUCGUGCAUCCUUGGAACGAUAUCUUCACCUUGAUCGUGAACUUUAUAAUAAGACUGAAAAGAAGAUGGAGGAAAUGCAACAAACAUCUGAUUUAUCUUGGAUUGAAGUUCAAUUCCUUAGAAAAGCUGUUGAUACCCUUGUGCAAUGUCGUAUGACACUUAAAUGGACAUACGCAUUUGCAUUUUAUCUCGCUCGUAACAAUCAUACAGAAAUGUUUGAGGACAAUCAACGUGACCUUGAAAUGGCCGUUGAACAACUUUCAGAAUUAUUGGAAAAACCUAUUGAACCAGAAAAAAUUAGUGAAUUGAAAGAACAAGUCUUGAAUAAAACUGUUUAUGUUUUGAAUCGUAGAGAGGUAUUAUUAGAUGAUACCGCUAAAGGAUUGCUUGAAGAACGAUGGGAAUAUCAGGUAGAUAUCACGAGCUAA
Molecule: messenger RNA, 1460 nt
Organism: Racocetra persica
Lineage: Eukaryota; Fungi; Glomeromycota; Glomeromycetes; Diversisporales; Gigasporaceae
Source: the annotation of a GenBank genome assembly